AUGUUAAAUAAAAGCGCAAUCAACAUAAACGACACCAGCAAAAUAUAUAAGCAAAGCAAUCAACUUGGAAUUUUAUCUACAGCUAUUAGUAAGAUAGGAAAUGCUGAUCACUCAUUUCACAAAGGAGUAAAGGCAAAUGCGCUUAUUCAGAGAAUCACCAGAACGAAAUAGAAACAAUCAUUUUAAGAUUCUCCCUCAAGAACGAAAUAGAAAAUUGAUAGAUUUAAGAAUUGGGACUCCAAACUAGACAUAGAACUAUAAUUACAAAAUACAGGGAUAACAAGAAUGGGAAAUGAUGCAAUCUAUCAAUCUGGUCUAGAACUUAAUUAUACUAAAUUAAUCUAAUUUAAUGAGAGAUUAAAUCAAAACAAUCCAUCAAUUUCAUAAACAGACAUAGUAUCAUUAACAGCUAAAUUGAAUGCAAUUCCAAGAAACGAAUUAACAAAUUUUACUAGAGGUCAUGCUCAUGAAUUGUCCACACUUUAAUAAUCAUUACAAAGAAUACUGAAAUCAAGCAAAGCCUGUUGA
Molecule: messenger RNA, 528 nt
Organism: Paramecium tetraurelia
Lineage: Eukaryota; Ciliophora; Oligohymenophorea; Peniculida; Parameciidae
Exons: 3
Source: RefSeq, a predicted model, not a curated record